AUGGACUCACUCGCACCUGAUAACAAUGGCGAAGACAGGCUGGUCUUCUGUCAUUUCAUAGUUGGCGUUGUCAGCAACCGCCAAAAGGCCAGCGACUAUGAUGCUGACAUGCAAAGAGCCAAAAAGUAUGGGAUUGAUGCCUUUGCCUUGAACAUCGGCACAGACUCCUACACCGACACGCAGCUAUAUUUCGCCUACGAGUCUGCCGCUAAUAAUGGCAUGAAGGUGUUUAUCUCGUUCGACUUUAAUUGGUGGCAGAUCAGCCAAGCCAACGAGGUCGGAGCCAAGGUCCGCCAGUUUGCAGAUCACCCUGCGCAGCUAAUGAUUGACGGUAAGGUGCUUGUAUCAUCCUUCUGUGGCAGUGGUGUCGACCCCGGUGCAAUUCAAAGUGCUGCUGGCUGCGAUCUCUUCUUUGCGCCAAACUUCCAUCCUGGUUGUGGUGAUUUCGAUAAUAUCCAAGGCGCCCUGAACUGGAUGGCGUGGGACAGUAAUGGUUGCAAUAAGGCCCCAAGUGCAGGGCAGAAGGUAGCCGUAACCGAUGGUGAUGAUGCUUAUAGACAUGCCCUUGGUGGGAAGCCAUAUAUUGCGCCCAUCUCUCCUUGGUUCUUUACACACUUCGGUGCAGAGGUUCCCUACAGUAAGAACUGGGUGUUUCCUUCUGACCUUCUCUGGUACCACCGAUGGAGGCAAGUCCUGGCUUUGGGGCCACGCUUCGUGGAAAUCAUUACCUGGAACGACUUUGGCGAGUCACACUAUGUUGGGCCUCUGUCGUCGCCCCACACAGAUGAUGGUUCAUCCAAGUGGGCGAUAGACAUGCCACACAACGGUUGGCUGGACAUGGCUAAACCCUUCAUCGCAGCCUAUAAAGCGGGCGUGCAGGAUCCAAACGACUUUAUUCACGAAGAAAGGCUAGUCUACUGGUACCGCCCAACGCCUAAAUGGGUCGACUGCGACGCAACCGACACAACAAUGCAGGACAAUGCCAACAUUACAAGCGGGGAUUUCUUCCGUGGGAGGCCACACGGUUCAGACACAAUGGAGGACAGUGUGUUUCUUGUCACGCUGCUGAAGGAGCCCGCAGAAGUGGAGGUAUGGUCCGGCUCGAACGCGCGCACGUUCCAAGCACCGGCGGGUGCACACGAAUGGUCCGUACCUAUGGGCGUGGGUGUGCAGUCAUUCCAGGUUCGUCGGGAGGGAAACAUUGUCGAGGCUCUCUCUGGGCUUAGUCUGCGAGAUAUCGUCGACAAAUGUCCAUAUGGUAUUUACAAUUUCAAUGCCUACGUUGGCACGCUGCCGGCGGAGCCGGAGAUUGACCAGUUGCAACCAGAGGGAAUGGUCCUGCUCUCGCAGGGACUGCGGACCGCUUGUCCGUCUAACCCGUCGCCUUGUGAAGGAGGUGUGGAACCGAUAGCUGCGCCCUCGCGCACGCACACGCGGACAUCCUCGCCAGCGCCAGAAUCAGCCAGUUGCUGCACUAUCCUUUAA
Molecule: messenger RNA, 1485 nt
Organism: Aspergillus pseudotamarii
Lineage: Eukaryota; Fungi; Ascomycota; Eurotiomycetes; Eurotiales; Aspergillaceae
Product: glycoside hydrolase family 71 protein
Exons: 4
Coding region: 1-1485 (494 amino acids)
Biological process (GO): mating projection tip cell wall disassembly
Molecular function (GO): glucan endo-1,3-alpha-glucosidase activity
Source: RefSeq, a predicted model, not a curated record